Messenger RNA from Ambispora leptoticha, 1869 nucleotides. The record is from the annotation of a GenBank genome assembly. NCBI's taxonomy places the organism in Eukaryota, Fungi, Glomeromycota, Glomeromycetes, Archaeosporales, Ambisporaceae.
AUGAACCGGACAGACUCAACAACACAAGAUUCGAGACCAAGUUCUAGUCUAAACAAUUUUAUACCGUCAUCUUUUCACCUGAACACCUUCACAAGCACAGUGUCAAGUACCGCUUCUAUUCUAUUUAACCCUUUAGCUACCCGAGCUGUCGUAAAAGGUGACACUGUCGCAAUCAUUUCUGAACUCGCACCCCAAAUCUUGGACAAAAGACGGCUACAAACCCAUGUAAAUGGACUUAAUUCAAGUGAAGGCUCUAACCAACUUUCUUCGACAGCAACAGAUCAAAUCAUGAGAAUAGCUAAAACAGUAAAUAUGGACAAAGUAUUAUUGGAGUCCGAGAUUCCCGAGUCAACAGCACCAUUAUCGUUAUUUCAAGGAUUUAAAGUCACAUAUCCGGAAUAUUCUACUGGUUCGAUAAAGGAAAGCAGUACCAAAAAGAAAUCAAAACAGCUUCAAAAACGAAAAACACGAGGACAAUUAAACGAAGAUCUUUCAGUUGACGAGUUUUCAGACACCGCCUCCAUCGAUAAUGAUUUCAAACCUCUAAAUCAAUUAAUUAUUGACCGUGAUCGAGUUGUUCGUGCAAGAGAUAAACUGAAUUCUCAAGAGGCUCGGGCAUUAGCAGAAAUUAAUAGAAUUGAAUCACAGAUUGUUGAAUUGGAACGACAAAGAAGAGAAUUAGAAAAUAGCCUUAUAAGAUUCAAAAAUAGAAAAGAAGAUCUUGCUGAAAAACUGGAGGACUUGAAUGAAAGAAUUAUGAAUUAUGAUCGAGAAGAAGAUUGUCAAACUGCUGAGAAACAAAGUCACGGUUCAAAACGUAAGUCUACGACUUUAGAAGGUCAUUACAAUGUUAUAUCCUGUCUAGAUCUUGACAAACCUGGCAGUAAAUUGGUCACUUCAUCGAUGGAUAAUACUCUGCGCGUAUGGAAUUUGACGACUGGCAAAUGUUUGGGAAUAUUGGAUGGACACGAGGGGCUCGUCAAUUGCUUGCAAAUAAAUGGAAAUCAACUUUUUACCGGAUCAAGCGACAGAACUAUUCGGCAAUGGAAUCUCGACAAGCUUUCCCAUCAAACCUCGUCUACUCCAAGCUCUCUUUCUUCACCUUCAUUGCGUGGUAAUGGAUUAGAACGUGAUAGUAGUUACGAAGUGAUUAGUCACGAAGCGUUUAAUCAUGAAGAAAAUAAUGAGCAUGAAAACAAACUUGAAAACAUCGGUGAAGAUGCUUGGAUUGCUACCUUGGAAGGGCAUACUGGCGAAGUUACAUGUCUUUAUUACGAAGAUCAAUAUCUGCUUUCAGGUUCUUCUGAUAGAACCAUGAAACAAUGGGACAUUGAAACUAGUCAAUGUAUUCUGACAUUGGACAUUUUGUGGGCUAUUUCAAGUACCAAAGUGUCCAGCACACUUGGAGAUAAUUCUAUAUUGGAUGAAGGAGAUUUUAUAGGGGCCUUGCAAUUCUGGAACUAUGCGUUAGCCAGUGGUACCAGAGAUGGAGCAAUUCGAAUGUGGGAUUUAAGAACCGGACAAGUUCACAGAACUUUAAUUGGUCAUGCAGGACCUAUCACAUGUCUCCAGUUCAACGAAAUUCAGGUUGUAAGCGGUAGUUUGGACAGAAGUAUAAUGAUUUGGGAUUUAAGAACGGGAGCCGUAUUCGAUACACUCACUUAUGAUUACGCAGUCACAGACUUGCAAUUUGAUACAAACAAAAUCGUGUGUGCAGCUGGUGAAAAUGACGUUUUGAUCUACAAUCGCAAUUCGCUACAAUACUCUCAUUUCAAAGGUCACAAUGAACCUGUGGAAUGUAUACGAUUCAAGGACAAUUUGCUGGUGUCAGGGGGACAUGAUUCUGUAGUGAAACUAUGGAGUCUUUAA